GUUGUUUUUUUUUAAGUUAUUAAAGUUGCUUAAAUGUCAUUAUAUUUAAUACGGAGGUAAAAACAAGAUUAAAAAUGAAAUAAACAAAUAAAAUAAACUAUUCUGCUUGAGCAUUUGCAGGGCUUUAAAAAUCUUUCUCUGCCCCAGUUGUAUUUAUGAAGGGCCUUAAAAACACAACAAAACAAAAAACUGAACUCACCAAAAUUGUCAGAAAGUCAUGAGAAAUUCUUGGGUGUAAACCGUGAUUGCAUCUCCUUUUUGCGUCUACAUUCAGCUCCUCCCAUGCUAACGCACAAAUUUUUGGUUGUCUUUUCAGCAGACAUUCACUUCAGAUGUUUUUCUUUCUGUGCUUGAGAGUUCUGUUUUUCUCAGUAUUCACAAACGGGAAGUGAGUUUUGCUGAGGCAGACUAGUUUUCUAGAGUGGUGGUUAGAUGUAUAGCAGACUCGAGGGAAUCAUGAACGCUACGGCUAAUCUUCAGGCAGAUGAGGAGACCGAGCUGGGCUUGGUGGGGGCCUCUGUGAUCCUGGGUGUGUGUUUCCUGGUGGGCACACCUGGAAACCUGCUGGUGGUGUGGAUCAUCUUGAAGCACGUGAAACAGCGCUCACAUACGGUGCUUCUCAUCCUCCACCUGGCGGCCGCAGACCUUCUGGUACUGAUCACUCUGCCGCUGUGGAUCUACUCGCUGGCCCGUUCCUGGGUGUUUGGAGAGGCUGCCUGCAAAGCCAUGGUGUACAUCAUCAACGCCUGCAUGUACUGCAGUGUCUUCAUCAUCACCAUCAUGAGUGUGGAGCGAUUCGUGGCUGUCAGAUACCCCUUCGCCUCAGCCGGCUGGAGGAGGAGACACAUACUGAACAAGGUACUUCUAGUGAUAUGGAUUGCUUCGUUUCUCCUCAGUAUUCCCGUCAUUGUUACUCACACUUUGGGAGACGUUAACGGACAAAACCAGUGUCUGUUCAGGGACUAUGAGAGUGAAACCCAGGAGGCUGUGUUGCUCAUUUUAGAAUCUCUUAUAGGCUUUGUCAUCCCUUUUGUCACUCUAUUAGUCUGUUACGGCUGCCUCUUCAGUCGCAUAGCGCAGAUGAACUUCAAGUCCAAGCGUAAGUCGACGGUUCUCAUCUGCAGUGUGGUGGUGAUGUUCGCUCUCUGCUGGAUUCCUCAUCAUGUAGGGAACUUUCUUUCCCUCGUCUCGCUCGCUCUCAAGCACUCAAACCCUGACAUGGCGGAAAGUUUGGAGGACGCCUGCACCACAAUGACCUUUAUAGCAGGAGCCCUGGUGUUCAUCAGUAGCUCAGUCAAUCCAGUGCUGUAUGUGUUUGCUGCACGUACCUUCCGAAGCUCGCUCCGGGAAACUGGAAUACAGAAGCUCUUCCAGCAUCUGUCUAGUGCAGUGUCAGGUGAAGGAAAUAAAGAGUUAUUAUUUGUGUCCAAAAGACAGAGUACGCACACCACCAACUCACAGUGUCUCACAGACUCAAAAGUGCCUGCAGAUGUGGCUAUGGAAUCAUGCAUUAUUACCUCAGAUUGACUUUGUAAAACGUUUUAUACUCAGGUACUCAAUAAAAAUAAUAACCAUUAUAACCGCUUCAAGUUUUUAAUGCAAUUUUGCGUUUUGAAAUGGUAUUCAAAUGUAAACAUUUUUAUGUUAAAUAUUUGCUUGUCCCGUGUUCUUUGUGUUCUGAGUAUAUUUUAAUACUCACUGAGAUUUUGUUACUUAAAUUUCAACUGCAUAUUCUGCUAUGAUGUAUUUUUUAUAUUUGUCAUAUAACUUGAAUGCCUUUAUAGCAAGUAUUUUUGUCUGUUUGGUUACAAAUUUCCAUGGUUACUCAUGUUAGCAGAUUGUGUUUAGUAUUACAUCUGUGCAUUAUGAUUUCAACAUUUUCCUGUUCCUUGCAACGUGAAUGUUUUGACUCUUGUAAUGGUGUGAAAGAGGAAGCGGGCAUUACACGGAACAGAAAUCUGUCUGGAAGAAGAGUCAACUAAAAUGUCAUUCUUUUCUAAAAUGCUCUUUUCAUAUGAAAAUUGUUAUUUUUUUAUUUUUAUCUGGCUACUGUCUAAGGCAGAAGUCAAACUCACUAGGCUGUUUCUUCUUCUGUGAAAUCUUUUUUUUUUUUUUUCCUCUUUUCAGUGAUAUACCUUCAUUAAAAAAAG
Messenger RNA from Labeo rohita (rohu), 2150 nucleotides. RefSeq lists its product as uncharacterized. The record is from RefSeq and is a predicted model, not a curated record. The transcript has a single exon. Bases 433 to 1527 code for a protein of 364 amino acids. Gene Ontology annotation, biological process: G protein-coupled receptor signaling pathway. Gene Ontology annotation, cellular component: membrane. Gene Ontology annotation, molecular function: G protein-coupled receptor activity. NCBI's taxonomy places the organism in Eukaryota, Metazoa, Chordata, Actinopteri, Cypriniformes, Cyprinidae.